AUGCGUUUCAAUAGUAUUCUCGCUGCUUCGGCUUCACUCAUUGCCGUUGUUUAUGCCAAUGCGCCUCUUGCUUUCACCUCAUGGCCUAGUGAUGUUCAAGCCGGCAAGCCUGUAACACUCACAUGGCAAGGCGGUGCUUCUGACCAGCCCGUUACCUUGACCCUGCGCAAGGGAUCUUCUACCAAUCUGCACGACGUGGAGAUCAUUACAGCGAAUGCCAGAGACGGCACUUUCACAUGGACACCUGGCACCAAUGUCAAGGAUGGCGAAGACUAUGCCUUCCAAAUCACCCAGGGGGGCGAGCGGAACUACUCUGCACUCCUCAAAGCCGGACCUGCAGUCAAUCCGGAGUCGGCUACCCAGUCUGCCACCCAAGCAAGCGCCGCUACUACUAUGAGCACAGGCACUAGUGUUUCUAGCAUGACCACUGGCAUGAGUACUACGAUGAAUCGGGUCAUUAGCUCGACCACUGCCUCUGGCGCGACUACUGCCACUGAGGCCCACUCAACAGAGACAUCCACCGUUCCUGUCACUUCAGUGGUGGACGGUACCACCACAACUUUAGCUCCUGCCACCACCAGCAAGCAAUUGAUCGGCACCCAGACAGCCGGAACCCCUUCCAGCAGCAUGUAUCCUUCAAUGACUGCAUCCGAAUCCAUGACUUCGCAAUCCGUCGAGUCAAGCUCUGCGCAUCCUCGCCCUACGGAGACAGGCACUACUCACAGCAACAGCGCCUCUCCUCGGGAGACAUGUUACAACUUGGUCAUUGGCGUGGUGGCGAUGCUUGCGGCGUACCUGGUCUAG
This is a messenger RNA of Penicillium diatomitis, 804 nucleotides long. RefSeq names its product GPI anchored serine-threonine rich family protein. The record is from RefSeq and is a predicted model, not a curated record. The transcript is spliced from 2 exons. NCBI's taxonomy places the organism in Eukaryota, Fungi, Ascomycota, Eurotiomycetes, Eurotiales, Aspergillaceae. Bases 1 to 804 code for a protein of 267 amino acids.